AAUAAAACCCCAAAACCAAAAAAACCCUAAUCCUAACAUGAGGAAAUCUCAACGUUUUCAAUUUCCUCCCUCCGCCGUGGAUUCUCGGCGUCGACCUCCGCGCUUCUUCUACAUAGGUGUCUCUUCGGCAAGUAAUAGAUAUCUAACACAAGAAAUUGCUUUAGGAAUUUAGUGAACGAUGUGGUGGCGACGUGGGGUUCUCGCCCAUGCGCAUGGAGCUCUCAGGCCAAAAAAUGAGCCAUUUUGGUUAUUUACUGCGCUUUCUUACUCAGAUUCGCCUGCGAAGAAGAAGGGAAAAGCGACUCCUUUGCAGGAGAGGAGGAUGGUGGAUCGUUUUAGGGUUUGGGCCAAAGGAGGUGAAGGAGGAAAUGGGUGCUGGAGCUACCGGCGAAGCCGAACGGACCGCCACGGCACACCUGAUGGAGGCAAUGGUGGAAGAGGUGGUGAUGUUUAUUUGGAAUGCUCAGCAACUCUGUGGGAUUUCAGUAAUCUGCAACACCACUUGAAUGCCAAAAAGGGGGGUAAUGGAAUUUCAAAAAACAUGAUUGGGACCCGUGGAUCGGACAAGGUUGCACACGUUCCAGUGGGCACUGUGGUUCAUUUAGUCAGCGGCACUCUUCCUACAUUAGUGAGCAAUAAUUCAAUUACCUCCAUGGAUCCUUGGGAAAUUCCUGUUACUUAUGAAGAUCCUCUAUCUCCUGCAGAAACAAAUAAGCAGAGAUUCAAUAAGCUAAAACCUUCACCUCUAUUGAAAAAGGUUGAAGAUGAGCACUGCAAUAACUGCUCUUAUGAAAAAGUUUCAGAAGAACUGGAGAAGGAUCAAUGGUGGAAAGAUGCUGAUAAUGAUGAUGAUGAGUGGUGGAAAGCCGACAACAAAGCUGAGGAAGCCGAGGAAUGGCACUUCGAGUUUGAUGAAUCUGUGCAAUAUUCUGUCGCCGAAUUAACCCAACCCGGGCAACGCAUAUUAGUCGCUCGGGGCGGCGAAGGGGGGCUCGGCAACGCUGCUCUUAACAAAGACGUGAAGCACCACCGAAGGCUCAUGAAGCUCAAUGCUUCAUCUUCCACGCAAACCUUAGAUGAUGAAGAGUUAUUCUCAUUAAUUUCGGGCGCAUUGGGUUCGGACUCAGUCCUCAUAUUAGAGCUCAAGAGCAUUGCCGAUGUCGGGCUCGUCGGGAUGCCGAACGCCGGCAAAAGCACUCUCCUUGGUGCGAUUUCGCGGGCGAAUCCGGCGGUCGGCGACUACGCUUUCACUACUUUGAGGCCGAACAUUGGGAGAUUGAACUAUGAUGAUUUCUUCUCGAUUUCGGUGGCGGAUAUUCCCGGACUUGUGAGAGGAGCUCAUGAGGAUAGAGGGCUUGGCCAUGCUUUUCUUCGGCACAUCGAGCGAACCAAGGCUCUCGCUUAUGUCGUUGACUUGGCGGUGGAGGGAACGAAGGGGGUUAUGCCAUGGGAGCAACUGAGAGAUCUGGUUUUGGAGCUUGAAAAUCACAAGGUGGGUUUGUCGAGGCGGCCGUCAAUUAUUGUGGCGAAUAAGAUUGAUGAGAAAGGAGCCGAGGAGGUUUACGAGGAAUUGAAGAUUAGGGUUCACGGAGUUUCGAUAUUGCCAGUCUGUGCUGUGUUAGGUGAGGGUGUUGAAGAGUUGAAAGUUGGGCUGAGGAAGCUGAUGAAGGGGAGUGAAUCCAGAUAUCUGGAGUUGAGUAACAUUACACUUGAUUAGGAGCAAAUAUUGAGUGCAGCCACUGCACGUCCGGACGGGUCCGAAUGGACCGCCGUGUAUUGUAGUCGCAUUUGGACCGUCGUCCGGAAGUACAGUCCACUGCACGCAAUAUUUUUCUCUUGGCGUUGAUAUUUAAAUACAUAAAGAUUGAGUGGCAUGUAUCUUUAUUUUCCUUUUUAUAUGAUGUGAUGAUUUCAUGCA
Molecule: messenger RNA, 1918 nt
Organism: Phalaenopsis equestris
Lineage: Eukaryota; Viridiplantae; Streptophyta; Magnoliopsida; Asparagales; Orchidaceae
Product: probable GTP-binding protein OBGM, mitochondrial
Exons: 6
Coding region: 179-1717 (512 amino acids)
Cellular component (GO): mitochondrion
Molecular function (GO): magnesium ion binding; GTP binding; GTPase activity
Source: RefSeq, a predicted model, not a curated record